AUGUCUGUGCGGCUGUUGCGGGGCGAGUUCAAAGAUCCAUGCCGGGCUUUCGACUUCUCAAACUUGGGAGACAUCGAGCUCAAGAAAGGUGACACGGGAGGAGCACUAGCAGCUUUGAACACAGCGAUUGAGGUGGAAUCUCGCUGGCCCACGAUAUGGCUUCAUCGUUCUCAGGCCAAGCUUCAGCACGGUGAUUUCGAGGGGGCCAUUGCAGAUGCCACCGCAGCCUUAGAGCUGGACGGGCGCAUCACCUUGGCCUACGCCUCGCGCGGAGAGGCUCGGCUGCAGUCAGGCGAUGCACUCAAUGCAGCCCUUGACUUCGACACCUUCCUUGCACAAGAGCCAACGCAUGCCAAAAUCUUGUGGCGAAGAAGCAGAGCCCGCUUGGAAUUAGGACGACUUCGCGAGGCACUGGCCGACAGCCAGGCUGCUUUGGAGGCUGGCGGAUUGACCAGAAAAGAGCAGGCCGACUGCCACCUGGUGACCGCCCUGGGCCGAAUGCGCCUGGCAGCGGGGCCGGAGUCCAUCUCAAAAGCCUGUACCUCCGCGCUGCUCCUGAACCCCGGAUUGCACGAGGCUAUGCUCGUUCGCGGCCAAGCGCAGCUUCGCCUGCUGCCUGGUUCAAGGGCAUUGGACGUGCUGGGUUGCCUGCUUGAAUUUGCUACCUGGUGCUGCCAGGAGGCAAGGCCAGAAGUCACCGGCGAGGAUGACCAAACACAGCUCGCGGCUUUGCUGCUGCAUUGCUUGGGCUUGCAGGAGAUGGAGAUGAUCGAGCCCAGCCCUGAAGAAUCAGAGCAAAGAGCCGAGGUAGAAACAGGACAGGAGGAGCAAGCCCCGGACAGCCCUGUGGACUCGCAGGACGGGGAAGGCCAGGCCAGAAGUCGUCCUUCGUCCUUCCACUGCUUUGCUGUGUUGGCCACGCAGGUCAGGGACAUGGACAGAUCAGAGAUCGAGGAGCUGGCAGACUUGUACACGAUGCUGGCUCAGGCCAAAGUGGCGCUGGGAGACUUGGACGGAACUAUUGAAGACUGCUCUCGUGCUUUGCAGCUGAAUGACUUGGCCUCGGAUGCUCAGCUGGGCAGCACGCGCCGAAGCCAAGCGAUUGCAGCCAGCGGCCCCAGUGUGUACUUCUGGGAGAACAGCUGGCUGAUGCAAGUGGACAAGCUGGACGAUGCUGUCGCAGAUGCCAACGAGGCGCUCCGCUUGGAUCCUUUGAAUGUGCCAGCCUACAUCACUCGGGCAAAGGCGAAGUUGAAAGCAGCGCAUUGGCAAUUUGUCGUCACAGAUUGCAGCGAAGCACUAGCUUUGGAUCUGCACCAGAGCAGUGCCUGGUCCACGCGAGCAGCGGCCAGGCUGGAGCUCGGUGACAUAUCCGGAUCUGUGAGCGACGCGCGAAGCGCGGGUGGCCCAAAGCUGACACAUGUGUGCGCUCUAGGUGGAGCCCUUCUAGACAACCUCGACAUCGUCGCUUCUGCAGAGGCGUCCAGCAAGGCUAUCGGCCUGGACCCGAGCUGUGCGCGAGCCUGGUUCAACAGAGGCUGCGCGCGGGCCGACCUGCAGGACCUCGAAGGUGCUCGAAAAGACUUCGACGAGGUCGUGAAGCUUUGGCCGGAGAGCUUCAUGGCUUUCGCUCACCGUGCCCAUAUUCGCCUGAAGCAGAACGAGCCCGAAGGUGCAUUGCAAGAUUGCGAACAGGCGCUGCAACUGGACAAGCGGCUGGUGAGAGCGAUGUGCACCCAAGCUCAGAUCAAGCGAAUUAUGGGUGACUUGAAAGGAGCGGUGUCCGAUGCAACAACAGCGCUCAAGUAUGAUCCAGACUGCGCGUCUGCCUUCUCCAUCCGUGGCCAGGCCUAUUCCAAGAUGGAGAAGCACGACAAAGCAGUCCAGGACUGCCAAAGAGCCAUUAAGCUGGACCCGCCAACCUUAGAGACUCCGAUGUUGGCGUGGCGGCACGCUUGUGCAUCUGAUCCGGUCCCGUCGCCGAUGACGGUGUGGGAGUUUCAGGCUCUGGCUGCCAAGAUGAAACAAGAAGCGAAGGCCCAAGCAGCGGCAGAGGCUGCAGCGAAAUGGGCACGGAAGGCCAAAGCCGCUGCUGCGAAGAAAGCCGAGGAAGAAGCACUGAGAGCAAACAUGAAGAAAAAUCGCACCAACCUCGGUCGAGAUUCUUGUUACAGGGAAGGUCAACUGGAAAGGACGAGCGAGCUUGUCAAGCAUGGGCGCACAUCUGCAUGCCCUCUCAGGCAAGAGUGUGAGGUGAAGCCGAGUGAGUGUGUAUCACCCAAUCGCUCCUAG
Symbiodinium sp. CCMP2456 is the source of this 2292-nucleotide messenger RNA. The record is from the annotation of a GenBank genome assembly. NCBI's taxonomy places the organism in Eukaryota, Dinophyceae, Suessiales, Symbiodiniaceae.